AGGGGCUCACAGGACUGUGACAUUUAUGACCUCCAGUUGGUCUAUGUGACUCACACUCAUCUUAUCUUCAGCUGAACUUUACAAGACAUCUUUAUACAGAAUGAGGACUGUGGACUUUGUCCUCCAUUUAUUACAGUGCAGUUGUGUUCUGAAGGAUCAUAAAUCUUUGAUAGUUUCAGUGUAAGUGUGUCAGCUAUCUGUUGGUUAGUGUCAGUCAACCUCUCUGUCUCUCUGUUGAUGAGUUUACAGACUGUUCUCCCUCUCACAUUCAACCAAUAACCUGUUUGUCUUUCUCUUCCUCUUUUUGGGGCUUCAGUCUUCCUGCAGUUUGGACUUUUUGGAGCUCUGUCAGUGUCUCAAGCUGCUGUUACUCUCCCAUAAGACCUUUCAGUGACCCCUGCUGCUGACUGGCAGCACUACAGCUCAGACUGGGUUUCUGCUCUGACGUCAGACUGACGUUUCUGGACUCUGAUUUGAAGGAAUGAGGGUGUGACGGCUGUCCUUCAGAUGAACACAGACACCAGCAGCGACUGUCAGCGUCUGCAUACGAAGGUAGAAAGUCUCUUUGAGCUCAUCUGGACUUUAACAGGGAGCCACGAUGACGAAAGUAGACCUUUUGAACACUCUGGAGGAUUUAAGAGCCGAUGAAUUCAAGGCCUUCAAAUGGUAUCUGCGGCAGCCUGACAUCCUGGAAGGGUACUCGACCAUCAGAGUGUCCAAACUGGAGUGGGCAGAAAGGCUGGACACAGUGGAUGUGAUGGUGAACACCUAUAAACUUCACGGGGCUCUGAAGGUGACCAUGAAGGUUUUACAGAAGAUGAGUAGGGGCGAUCUGGUGCAGAGUCUGUCAGACACCAGCUCAGGACCAGAAGGAUCAGUGGAUGUCAAAUAUGUUGGAGAGACUUCAGAGAACAGAGGACCUUCCUCCUCUCAGUGUGAAGAUGAGAUUGUUCCAGUACCAAAACCACGACACAUCUCCCAUUACCAACACUUGCUUCAAUCAGACCUACAGGAUAAAUUUAUGUGCGCAGAAGAUGGGUGGAUAGAGAGGAAGGAUGAGCAACUUUUGGUUGAUAUCUACACAGAGCUGUACAUCACAGCUGGAGUUGGCACACACAUCAACAAACAGCAUGAGGUCAGACAGAUUGAGGCGGUGGGAAAGUCUUUAGAAACAGAGACACCAAUUAAACCCAGUGACAUAUUCAAACCCCCCUCUGGAAAAACAAGAGCCAUAAGAACAGUGCUGACCAGGGGAAUCGCAGGAAUUGGCAAAACAUUUCUUGUGCUCAAGUUUGUGUUGGACUGGUCUGAAGGAAGAGCCAAUCAAGAUGUUCAUCUCAUAUUUCCCUUCACCUUCCGCCAGCUGAAUUCGUGGAAGGGUGAAAAGUUCUGUUUGGCAAAGCUCAUUCAUAAAUGUAUCAGGGAGACCAAACACAUCCCAGAAGAAGCUCUGAAUCACAUCUUUACAACACUGCAGUCAUCAGGAAACACCAACUAUGACAGAAGUAAAUUCAAACUUCUGUUUGUUUUGGAUGGACUGGAUGAGAGCCGCCUUCAACUGGACUGCUCUACCAAUAAAACCCUGAACACAGACUUCGAUGUGACAAAGUCGACCUCAGUGGAUGUGCUGCUGUCAAACCUCAUCAGAGGUAAUCUGCUUCCGUCUGCUCGCCUCUGGAUAACCACACGACCUGCAGCAGCCAAUCAGAUCCAUUCUGAUUUUAUUGACAAAAUGACAGAGGUCAGAGGGUUCACUGACCCACAGAAGGAGGAGUACUUCAGGAAGAGGUUCACAGAUGAGGAGCAGGCCAGCAGGAUCAUCUCCCACAUCAAGACAUUACGAAGCGUCCACAUCAUGUGCCACAUCCCAGUCUUCUGCUGGAUCACUGCCACAGGUCUGGAGGGUGUGUUGAAGACCAGAGAGGGAGGAGAGCUCCCCAAAACCCUGACUGAGAUGUACGUAGAAUUCCUGGUGUUUCAGAUUCAUCAGACAAAAGAGAAGUACGGCCAAGAACAGUGCGUUCAGUACAUUAAGUCAUUAGCAAAACUGGCUUUCCACCAGCUGGAAAAGGGCAAUCUGAUCUUCUACGAGAAAGAUCUGAAAGAGAGCGGCAUUGAUGUCAGAGGAGCCUCAGUGUGCUCAGGAGUGUUCACAGAGAUCUUUAAAGAGGAGAGUGUACUGUACCAGCACAAGGUCUUCAGCUUUGUCUAUCUGAGUGUUCAGGAGUUUUUGGCAGCUUUAUAUGUGGAGAUGUCACUCAUCAACAGAAACAAGAAUGUGAUGUCUGAGCCAGCGCAAACUGUUGGCGAACAUGUGCGAAUGGUUUUCAGCAAAACGUCAGUGACAGCAGUCCACAAGUUUGCAAUUGACAAGGCCUUACAGAGUCCAAAUGGACACCUGGACUUGUUCCUCCGCUUCCUCCUGGGUCUCUCUCUGCCAACCAAUCAGACCAAACUCCCUCAAGGCCUACUGAAAGAGAGAAGAAGCUCUGAGACCAAUCAGGAAACAGUUGUGUACAUUAAGAAGAAGAUCAGUGAGAAUCUGUCUCCAGAGAGAAACAUCAAUCUGUUCCACUGUCUGAAUGAACUGAAUGAUCAUUCUCUAGUGGAGGAGAUCCAACAGUACCUGAGUUCAGGAAGUCUCUCCACAGAUGAACUGUCUCCUGCUCAGUGGUCAGCUCUGGUCUUCAUCUUACUGUCAUCAGAAACAGAUCUGGAUGUGUUUGACCUGAAGAAAUACUCUGCUUCAGAGGAGGCUCUUCUGAGGCUGCUGCCAGUGGUCAAAGCCUCCAACAAAGCUCUGCUGAGUGGCUGCAAUCUGUCGAAGAGAAGCUGUGAAGCUCUGUCCUCAGUUCUCAGCUCCCAGUCCUCCAGUCUGAGAGAGCUGGACCUGAGUGACAACAACCUGCAGGAUUCAGGAGUGAAGCUGCUCUGUUCAGCACUGGAGAAUCCACACUGUAAACUGGAGACUCUCAGAUUGAGGGGCUGCAGGUUGUCAGAGAUCAGCUGUUCUUCUCUGGCCUCAGCUCUGAAGUCCAACCCCUCCCAUCUGAGAGAGCUGGACCUGAGUAACAACAAGCUGCGGGAUUCAGGAGUUAAGCUGCUGUCUGAUCUUUUGAAGAGUCCACAUUGCAGACUGGAGACUCUGAGCAUCGAUAACACGUUGAUCCCAACUGACAAACCAAGAAAACACAACUCUGAUGUCAAACUGGAUGUGAAAGAAAACCUGCCCGACAAAGACACUGAGACAAGACAGGAGCCGCUGGACAGUGUGAAGUCCUCCAGUUAUGACAAGAUGACUCCAUUAUCGUUCUCACCUGAACACACAGCUGAAUCUUCAUACAGGUUCAGGUGUCCUGGUCCAGGUGUGUUCAAGUGUGCUUUCACGGAACUGGUGUUUGUUAUGGCUCAGGAGGCUGAGCUGCUGUACAAGACUGUCCAAUGGGAUGAGAGCCUCCUCCAAUCAGUGGGCAAGAUGGCUGCAGGGCCGCUGUUCAAAAUCCAGUGUUCUGAAAAUGCUGUCUGUCAGCUCCACCUCCCACACUGUGAAACAACAGAUGCACUGCUUGUUGAUGGCCUGUUUUCUGUCCUCCACAUCACUGAUGAUGGGAUGAGCUUCUUAAAGCCACUGGACAUUACAGACACUCAUGUGGUUGUGAAGGUCCCUCACCUCUCUGCCUUUGGCCUCAUCUGGGAUUACGUUAAAAGGUUUCUGAACACCUCACUGCCAGUAAUUGGCCAAGUUCUGCUGUCCAUCCGACCUCUGGACAUAGAACACCCAGUACUCGACGUAUUCCUGCUGCAAGGCAACAUCCCUCUGCAUGAGGUUGCCGCCCAACAAGGAGAUGCUGAGAACAUCAGGAUCUUCUCAACUUUCUGUCAUCUCAACUUUGGUGAAACGUACCGUGUCUGUUGUGAACCUGAGGGCUCCACAAUAAAGCCUGAUCGUGCUCCAUUUCACACAGAGUGUGGACCGACUUUCAGUCCAACAUUUGAAGUUUUCCUGCUGACAAACCCACAGAAACUCACUCUGAUGGUCCAGGACCAAGAGAAGAAAGAAGUGCUUAAACAUGUUGUGUAUCUGACAGGUCUAAGGAGGGAAAAUCAACAGAGGAAGGUAUCAGUAGAGGACAGGGUCUCAGCGGAAGAGAGGGUGCGUUCCAUUCGGCCACAGUUUGUAGUAAGAGUGUCUGAACCUGUUCUGAACCGGCUCCUGGAUAAACUCUUCCACCAGCGCAUUAUAAAUGAUGAUGAAAUGGAGUCAGCCAAAUCAAAAGUCAGAGCAGAGAGAGCGCGAGAUGUCAACGACAUGGCGCGAAAAAAGGGAUCUGAAGCCAGCUCAGUCCUGAUCGCGGCUCUCUGUGAGGUGGAUCCAUGCCUCUCCAAAGAGCUGAAAUUAAUGUGAAGCCAAAGCAAGAAACUGUAUGAACUACAAACCUUCAGUGUUUAACAUCUGUAAAUAAAAGAUUGACAUAAUUGUUUGUGCCUUAUAUGUAAUGAUAUUUCUGAAACUGGGUAAAGAUAACAUUAACAUGAUGAUAUAUUUUCCACAUACACAAUUUAUACUCAUUAGAGUUGUUUGAUGUCAAUGUGACCCCAGGCUGUUUUAGCUUUAUAAAACCUAUAUACGAACAUAUUGUUUGGUAUUGUUUUCGUCUGUGGUGUGCUUUGUAUUUUGUCCCUGUUUUUCUACAGGAGUGUGCCGCCUGUCUUGCGGGAGAUCUCUGAACGCAACCCGUAGGUCUCCUCACUGACUGGUUAAUGGCUUAGGCUCGGCUGGUGGAGUGUCGACUGCUGGUUGGUUCUCCAUGUGACCUCCGCAACAUCCAUCGUGUUUAAAACAUCGGGCCUCACAGCAAUCGUUGACAGAAAAACCUAGCAGCAGCAUCGUUCCAUCCUUGGUCCGUUAAGAGUGUGUUUUGUAAUAGCGUUGUGGUUCACGAGUUGUGGAGUUAGUAUUAUAUUGUUUUUUUGUAUGGUUGUAUAUAGUGGGUGUUGUAGGGGUGAACUGCCAUUUUCUUUUGUACUGUUUUUGUCCUGUUUUUCAUUUGGUUAGGGAGGUAGGGUUGGUGAAUGUCUUUUGUUUUACUCGUAUGUUAAACAGGGAUUACCGUAAAACUUCUAAUAAUAGCCCGGGCAUUUAUUUGCUUAAAUCACUGAACUCCCCCUGCCUUUAUUGGGGACAGGCCUUUAUUGGGGACAGGCCUUUAAUACCUUUAGCACAAAACUAAACUAACUGCUGCUUCUCUUGAGGUUUGUUCAGCAAAUUUAACAACUAACAUGAUUAUUAUGAUGCUUCAGAGGUUUUUUUCCGUCUCUCUUGUUUACUGUGUUACCGGUAAUUCAGAAUUAAUUAACGUUAUACUUUGUUGUUGAUAGUUUUUGUAAAAUAUAGUGAACGAUUGAAUUGUGGAGAAUCUAUAACUGAUCUAAUGAUGUUCAUUAUGGACAUGUUGACAGAAGUUUAAACAUUUAUAUUUGUGUAGGAAAUUGAAACGACUUAAAACUCGCUCAAUCAGGCGACCUGGUGGGUUUUAAGAGGUUUUAUACAUCGCGAUCAUUUCUAUAAAAUCCAGACCAGGCCUCUAUUGGAGACAUGCGUUUAUUUGUCAAAACGUGUAGCCACACCAGGCUUUUAAAAGAGACCUGCGUCUAUUAGGGACCCUGCUUUUAUUGGAAGUUUUACGGCAGUCAGCAUUUUGUUUCAGAGUUAGAUCUGUUUUGUUUGUUGUAUGUUGUUUUGGCCUCGGUUCACCCUGAAGGUUGUUCCUGGUUUUUGUUGCACCUUUUCCCCAUUUGUAAAUAAAUCACUUCACUUUAUUGUUUAA
Dicentrarchus labrax (European seabass) is the source of this 5828-nucleotide messenger RNA. RefSeq names its product NACHT, LRR and PYD domains-containing protein 12. Bases 599 to 4405 code for a protein of 1268 amino acids. Gene Ontology annotation, molecular function: protein binding. Gene Ontology annotation, biological process: regulation of apoptotic process. The transcript is spliced from 14 exons. The record is from RefSeq and is a predicted model, not a curated record. NCBI's taxonomy places the organism in Eukaryota, Metazoa, Chordata, Actinopteri, Moronidae.